AGCAUAAAUACCUCGGGGUCUCCCGUCGCGUUCAAACUUACUGGUCAACCUAUUGUCUCCAUACACACCGGGAUUGCCAUUACCGUUAUACUCCCAAUCGGAAUGGCUCAACAAGAAGUAUCUAGCUCUAGCGCUCUCCAAGGAGGCAAUCUCCAUCACCCAUCAUGGCCUGAACGCUGGUCGCAUCCGGAAUUUACCGGUCCCCUUCGAGACCUUCGGAAGCGCUGGUGCAAGCAGCCCUGGUAUAAACACAACACCCGUCCUUCUGUCAUGUUUAUCAAACGGCUCAGUUGUUUACCCUGGGGCUUUGUGAUCUACCGCACUGUUUACACGGCGGAAUCCGACCGGCUCUGGUCUACCUGCCUCGCCAAAAUCGACCGUUACGUGCACUGGAGUAUUGGAGAUAUCGACGAAGAUGAAUAUCCGGACAGCGAUCCUUUUCCCGAGAAGUUUGUGCGGGAAACCUACAAGAAUGUUAUUUUCGAGGAUCGAGAGCGAUGGGAGGGGGCAUCGCUGGAACAGAUCCGUGCGGAUUUCAAACAAUAUUCAGAGUUUCUUGGGAUGGAAGAUGGGUCGCAUAUUCCAUGGUCGAAAGCCUGUCUCGUUAUAGACGAACAAUGCUUGAACUCGAUAGUGAGUGCCUUCGAGGAUCCGGAGGAGAGUGCAAAUUGGAGAGGGCCUCAGAGAGGGUUUGUAAUCGAGAAGGGCGGGUACAUUAUGUUGAAGCCGUUUGUGGUGAUGGUCGAUCCUACUUUUAGACCGGGGGAGAGCUAUGACACGCCUGGGUACCAGGGGUACAUGCGCGUUGAAAUUGACGAUAUUUGGGAGGCAGCGGUUGAGUUGCGUCUCUCUACGGUGCAGGAGAUGUGUCCCAAUGUGACCCCUGCCGAGAUGAUCCCUGUUUAUGAUGGAGGAAGCGGAUAUUUGGUUAAUGUGUGAAGGUGGUCCUGACAUCUGACACCUCAUAAGCUGCGAUUGCUUGUUAUUUAUGUAGAUCAUCUCUGUAUCUCUUCGUGGAUUCCUACACGACUGCUCUGUUCAUACUCGGCAUUUGAGUUUCAAUAUGCCGCGAAUUGGCGGGCAACUGGUCGCAAUCAUAUUGUAUUGAGAGCACUGCUGUGCCCUCAUAUUAUCGGACCGGUAUAGGAGACAUCACGUAGAUAGAGGUGAGAUUAGCGGAAUAUGAUGCAUUGCCCGUAUG
Messenger RNA from Penicillium brasilianum, 1201 nucleotides. NCBI's taxonomy places the organism in Eukaryota, Fungi, Ascomycota, Eurotiomycetes, Eurotiales, Aspergillaceae. The record is from the annotation of a GenBank genome assembly.